Neltuma alba is the source of this 1182-nucleotide messenger RNA. Its product is annotated as phytoene synthase 2, chloroplastic-like. NCBI's taxonomy places the organism in Eukaryota, Viridiplantae, Streptophyta, Magnoliopsida, Fabales, Fabaceae. The record is from RefSeq and is a predicted model, not a curated record. The transcript is spliced from 6 exons. Gene Ontology annotation, molecular function: geranylgeranyl diphosphate synthase activity; squalene synthase [NAD(P)H] activity. Gene Ontology annotation, biological process: biosynthetic process. The coding region runs from base 1 to 1182 and encodes 393 amino acids.
AUGAGUCUGCCAUUUUCUCUAGCAGCAAACGCUUCCAUCAUUGGAAGCCACAUUAGUGUGAGCAAAUCAAUUAGUAGAAGACUUGGUGUUAUAAGAGCACAAGUGACCUUGGUCCCCAAACCAACAAGGGAUAUCAUAUAUCCUCAGUUGUCAAAACAGGGAAUUCCUCUUGCUGAUCUGCACGUACAAGAUAUUGUAGAGAGGCAGACUCAGCCGGCCAAGUUCAUCUCCACCAUUCCUCCCAUAAAGCCGCAGUUCCGUCCUGGUUUUCUACAGGAAGCAUAUGAAAGUUGCAGAAAGAUCUGUGCAGAAUAUGCCAAGACCUUCUAUCUAGGAACUCUGUUGAUGACAGAAGAAAGACAGAGAGCUAUAUGGGCGAUUUAUGUUUGGUGCAGGAGGACAGAUGAAUUGGUUGAUGGUCCUAAUGCGGUCUAUAUGAGCUCUGCUGUUCUUGAUAGGUGGGAAGAGAGACUCCAUGACAUUUUCAGCGGACGCCCUUAUGACAUGCUUGAUGCUGCUCUGACCGACACUGUUUCCAUGUUUCCCUUGGACAUUAAGCCCUUCAGGGACAUGAUAGAAGGUAUGAAGAUGGAUACAAGGAAGAGCCGGUAUAAGAAUUUUGAAGAGCUAUAUCUUUACUGUUACUAUGUGGCUGGAACUGUGGGCCUGAUGAGUGUUCCAGUGAUGGGAAUUGCAGCAGAGUCUCUUCUCCCUGCUCAAACCAUAUAUGAUGCAGCAUUAUAUUUAGGUAUUGGGAAUCAACUGACAAACAUUCUCAGAGAUGUGGGAGAGGAUGCAUCAAGAGGUAGAGUUUACCUUCCCCAAGAUGAACUUGCCCAGUUCGGAUUAAGUGACAAGGAUAUUUUCUCAGGAACUGUCACUGAAGAAUGGAAGGUGUUCAUGAAACAUCAGAUAAACAGGGCAAGAUUCUACUUCAGCUUGGCAGAGGAAGGAGCUUCUCAGCUUGAGAAAGCCAGCCGUUGGCCGGUUUGGUCGUCGUUAAUAAUAUACGGGAAGAUCUUAGAUGCAAUCGAAGACAACGGAUAUAACAACUUGACGAGAAGAGCCUACGUAGGAAGAGCUAAGAAACUUAUGAUGUUGCCUCUGGCUUUCACCAGAUCUCUCUCAUUCUCUCACAAGGAUCAGCACUUACUCUCGCCCUUCCACAACAACCUUCAGUAA